Messenger RNA from Felis catus (domestic cat), 1257 nucleotides. RefSeq names its product WD repeat domain 53 (gene WDR53). The transcript has 3 exons. Bases 154 to 1230 code for a protein of 358 amino acids. The record is from RefSeq and is a predicted model, not a curated record. NCBI's taxonomy places the organism in Eukaryota, Metazoa, Chordata, Mammalia, Carnivora, Felidae. Gene Ontology annotation, molecular function: protein binding.
GCCCAGCUCGCUCGCGGUUCCUCUCGGCCCCGGAUGUGACUGUUUGGCUGAGGCGUCCCGCGCCCGGCGCUAGAUGGGAUUGGGCGCCCACGGGUGAGGUCAUCACGAGGCGCCGAGGAGGAAAGCGGGAAGCGCAGUGUCUUCUGGGCCAUAAUGGCAGUCAAGUGGACUGGUGGACAUUCUUCACCUAUUCUCUGCCUGAAUGCAAGUCAAGAAGGCCUAGUCGCUUCUGGAGCAGAGGGUGGUGAUCUUAUGGUUUGGGGUGAAGAUGGGACUCCCUUAGGACAUACACGCUUCCAAGGGGCUGAUGAUGUUACCAGUGUCUUAUUCUCUCCCUCCUGCCCCACUAAGCUCUAUGCUUCACAUGGAGAAACCAUUAGCUUACUGGAUGUCCGGUCACUCAAAGUUUCCUUGGACCAUUUUCAUGUGAAUGAAGAAGAGAUCAAUUGUCUCUCAUUGAAUGAAACUGAAAACCUGCUGGCUUCUGCUGAUGACUCCGGAGCAAUCAAAAUCCUAGAUCUGGAAAAUAAGAAAGUUAGCAGAUCACUGAAGAGACAUUCCAAUAUCUGUUCUUCUGUAGCUUUUCGGCCUCAAAGACCUCAGAGCCUGGUGUCAUGUGGACUGGAUAUGCAGGUGAUGCUGUGGAACCUUCAGAAAGCACGGCCACUCUGGAUUACAAAUUUGCAGGAAGAUGAAACAGAAGAGAUGGAAAGCCCACAAUCACCUGGUCAGCUUUUAAACCCUGCUUUAGCCCACUCUGUGUCUGUAGCAUCAUGUGGCAAUAUUUUUAGCUGUGGUGCAGAAGAUGGUAAGGUUCGAAUCUUUAGGGUGGUGGGAGUUAAGUGUGAACAAGAACUGGGAUUUAAGGGCCACACUUUGGGAGUAUCCCAGGUCUGCUUUCUGCCAGAAUCCUAUAUGCUGCUUACUGGAGGGAAUGAUGGGAAGAUAAUGUUGUGGGAUGUAAGCAGUGAAGUUGAAAAAAAACAGAAGAGCCCUACAAAACAUACCCACAGGAAGAAAACUAAAAAAGCAGCUUAUACGAAGCAGGGUAGAAAUACUCAUGCUCUAGUAACAGAUGAAGAAGAACAUGGCAAAAUUUUACCAAAACUAAGUGUUGAACAUGGAGAAAAGGUGAACUGGCUGCUGAGUACAAAAAUAAAGGGAUACCAAAAUAUAUUAGUAGCUGAUCAAACUAGUUGUGUAUCUGUAUAUCCCUUAAAAGCAUUUUAAAUCCAAUAAAAAAUUUGAAAAACAGCA